Molecule: messenger RNA, 1787 nt
Organism: Eublepharis macularius
Lineage: Eukaryota; Metazoa; Chordata; Lepidosauria; Squamata; Eublepharidae
Gene: PRSS16
Product: serine protease 16
Exons: 12
Coding region: 77-1609 (510 amino acids)
Biological process (GO): proteolysis
Cellular component (GO): endosome; lysosome
Molecular function (GO): serine-type exopeptidase activity; dipeptidyl-peptidase activity
Source: RefSeq, a predicted model, not a curated record
UUCCUUUCAAUUUCCAGCCGGGCUCGCUGGAGAAACCGACCAGCCCUUGGCAAUUGCUCUCCCGGGGGGAAAGGAGAUGGGCGCCUUGAAGCUCUCCCUCGGGCUCUUGUUCCUGCUGCUCGCGUUGGCCCAGGCAGGGAAAAAUUUCCAGCUCUUUCGCCAAUACAUCUUAAAGCAGCAGGAAGAACGAGCCAUCAAAGAGAUCUCUCACCGCCUGCGCUUGCUGGUCCAGGCGUCCGCCCCGACAACUUGGAUCCCUCCCAUUGAGAGCACUAUCCGUCAGCCCCUCGACCACUUCAACCGGCAGAAUCCGUUCACAUUCAAUCAGCGUUUCUGGAUUAAUGAGGAAUUUUGGCGACAUCCCGACGGGCCUGUCUUUCUCUACAUCGGAGGCGAGAGUGCUCUUUCUAUGUUUUCCGUCCUGUCAGGGCACCACGUGGAGAUGGCUGAGAAGUACGGGGCCCUGUUGGUGGCGUUGGAGCACCGCUUCUACGGAGCCAGUCUCAACCCUGAUGGCCUGGAGGACCACAACCUCUUCUACCUUUCUAGUCAGCAAGGGUUGUCUGACUUGGUGUCCUUCCGCCUGUUCAUCACCCAGAAGUACAACCUGACAGUGAACAAUACCUGGAUUUGCUUCGGCGGUUCUUAUCCCGGCUCGCUCGCAGCCUGGUUCAGGCUGAAGUUUCCUCAUCUGGUGUUUGCUGCUGUUUCCUCUUCGGCUCCUGUCCGAGCCCAGCUGGACUUUAAAGGCUACAAUAAGGUUGUUGCUGAGAGUCUGUUGAAUCCAGUGGUUGGUGGUUCCCGAAAGUGCCAUGAAGCAGUGGCUGAGGCCUUCUCCACGGUGGACAGCCUGAUACAUGCUAAGCAAAUGGAGAAGCUAGCGAAGGACUUCCACUCUUGUGCAGCUUUGACGGAAGCCAGUGACCUCGUCGAGCUGGUUGGCAACCUCGCCAGCGUCUUUAUGGGUGCCGUGCAGUACAAUGACAAAGGUGUCGUGUGGGGCUCAGUGGCUGGUCUGUGCAGGAUCAUGACCAACAGUACUGGCUCCCCCUACCAGAGACUGAUGGUUGUCAACAACAUGUUCUUGGAAAGCAUGAAAGAGCCGUGUCUAGAAAACUCUCACAAGAAGAUGCUGGAGGAACUGCGCAGCACUAACCUCUCUACGUCGGGCGUGGGCAUCAGGCAGUGGUUCUUUCAGACGUGUAAUGAAUUUGGAUAUUAUCAAACCUGCGAGGAUUCCACCUGCCUCUUCUCCCGCCUUAUAACUCUUCAGUCCCUGGUGGACAUCUGCUCCAAGGUCUUCAACAUCUCUCUCAACCAGCUCCCAGAGGCAGUAGCUUUCACCAACGAAUACUAUGGGGCUGACCUCCCCAAGGCCAGCCGUGUCCUUUUUGUGAAUGGUGACAUUGAUCCCUGGCACGUGCUAAGUGUCCUGAAGAACCAGUCCCGCUCGGAAUCGGCCCUGUUAAUCAACGGCACGUCCCACUGUGCUGACAUGAGGUCCUCCUGUCCCACGGAUCCGUUACCCCUUGUUCGUGCCAGGAAGCGGAUCAACGCCCAGGUUGGUGAAUGGCUGGAAUUAGCACAAAAGAUAACUGGAGGCAGCUGAGAGGCCAGGUGGGAAAGGAAUUUGACCCAUCCAUACAACCAGAGUCCCCCACUGGAAGAAAUCGGCUUGGACUGGCCCCUCAUUCUUUGUGCCUUCUGGUUCCUGAGCACCAGUGACUGUGCUUUUUAAUUUUUUUAAAAAAAACUUUUAAAAUACAGAUUUUUAAACAUUUAAUUCA